This is a messenger RNA of Cylicocyclus nassatus, 1960 nucleotides long. The record is from the annotation of a GenBank genome assembly. NCBI's taxonomy places the organism in Eukaryota, Metazoa, Nematoda, Chromadorea, Rhabditida, Strongylidae.
GUCUCGAGAUGCUGCAGCUACCGCAGCCGGGGUCAUUCUCAUCCUUUCCCUCGGCAUUUGCAGCAUUCGCCUCGCAGUUGCAGUCACCCCACUUUCAGUCGCUAAUACAAUCUCAAGUGGCAGUUCUGCAAUCGCAGCAUUUUGCCGCCUUGCAGACCACGAAUUCGUCAACCUCGGAAUCAAAACCGAAGAUGAAUUUCGACUAUGCUGUACCUCGAAAACGUGUUGGUGGCUCAACCAUGAAAACUGCCAAAGUGUGGCGGUUCUUCGACGAGUUGCCAACACCGGAGCAGGCAGCGGAGUGCCGAUUGUGUCGGAAGAAAAUAAAGGCCACCAACAGCAGCACUACUGGUAUGAUACGACAUCUGCGAAGUUGCCAUGUACAAGAAUAUCAGCAAGUUCAAGAAGCACGUCAGUCAACACUCAUUUUAAAAAUGGAAGAAAAAGCCCGAGCCCAAUUGCUGAGGGAAAUGAACACUCAGGUCGCAUCGACAAUGGUUGCCCAUAUCGCAAAGAAGACUUCGCCAGAACCUCAAAAGAGUCCUUCCGCCUCUUCUUCCGCAAGUGACACCGCUUCCUCUGUAGCUUCUUCAUUAUUUGGAUCCACGCUUCCUCCAAUGUCUAUUGCUCCAACAGGAUUACCCGCACCUAAACCGGUGAAAAUCUUUGCGCAACCGAUAGCAAUCAAAGCGGAAGCUACCGAGGUCGAAGAUGACGUGCACGAGCCAACGGAUCUCAGCGCAAAAACAUCGGCAUUCGCAACACCCGCCCAGAAAAGGACCACAGACGAGAUUGAAAAUGACUUAGAACAACACGACACCGCUACACCGCGCCAUUUCGCAUUACGUAGUGUUGACGAACGGAAGAUCAAUGCGCAGAUCGCAAUGAUGAUGCUUAUUGAUCAGAUUCCAACAAAAAUAGUCGACGGACACGGAUUCCGAAGUUUGAUGAGUUUUCUGUUGCCUGAAUAUCCAAUGCCAUCAGCAGAACUAUUUGAGUCAACUAUAUGCCCAGAGGUGAUCACUCAGAUACAGCCGCAUUUGACUUCGAUGUUCACGGCUAACAAUCCACAUUCAAAUCCAUUUGAAUCGUUAGUGCAGAUGCUAAAGAAGAGAAAAUUUUCACCAGAUGUUGGCAGCUCCUCAUUCGAGACUAGUACAUCAAAGGCCAAGCAAGAGGAGGAUAGCGACAGUUCCUGCUCAGUGGAAAUUGACACAGAUUUGUCUCACAUGAUUGACUUUUUCAUUCAGUAUAUUGGCCGAUCUCCACUAAACAAGGAAGAGUUGAUUCCGUUGCUGACGAUUUGCCACAGCGUUUUUGGAUAUUUCGAAGAUCGACCUGCCCUAAUGGAGGAAUUAUCUCUCACAGCACCAUCAGUGAAACCGCAACAGCCGGCUUUGCUUCGAGACGUGCUUUUUGUCGCUGAGCAUGCCGAUCGCAUAAAUACAUAUAUCCGCGCCACUCCAGAUAUGGCACUGCUGCCGAUCUCUGAUGCACAGUCACAAUCGCUCGCUGAGCUUGUCCACCAUGUACGAAAAAUUUGACAUUUUUACUUUUAGGUUGUCAAAAGAAUUGUUCAUUCUGUAGGCGUCGUAUCUCUUUCAAAACAGCCAUGUAAAUACCCUUUUAACUGUACUGCUGGCUUUAAUGUUAGGCAGCAAUAUACGGCUCAUUCGAGCCGGGUCUAUUUGCUGUUUUUCUGCAGGAGCUGCUAAGUCACAAUUCUACAAUUACUGUAGAAGUGAUUUUGUUGAGUUGCAUACGACUCAUUGCUUAUAAUCAUAAAUAUUGUCACUUGAGUACUCAUCUCCUUGUUCCCACGUACAGCUUUACAGUUUGCGCAACCAUUGCUGAGCGAGCUUUUUAUAGAUUACAUUAGGAUACUGCUAAGUACGAGAAGUGAUUGUAGUGUAUUAUCAUAAACUUAGAAUACAUGGAAUCGUUGUUCAGCAGCGUUACA